GCCGCCAUCUAUCGUUAGGAGAAAGACAGCUCCAGCUCCGGACGUCGGACGGGGCCAAGAAGUAGAAUCGAGAGAUUACUUUUAAACACAAAAACUGCAGAAUUUCGUGUUUGAUAAACAACUAUAGUCAUCCCUAUGAUGGCAUUCCUAAUUCAACGGUUGCUAAGAGACGGGAGGACAGCAGGCAUGAUUCCUGUCUUUAGAGCUGCUCAUUUCUUGAGAAUAGAAAACUGGAGAACUGUAUCUACAUUGUCAUGGCAACAGUGUAAAAGACAAGUAUCCUGUACAGGGACAUCUAAUAUAAUAGUGCAAUCAUCAUCCAUGUCAACGUCGCCAUCAUCAUUGUCUCCAUCCUCCCGAGAAGUCUUAUCAUCGUACCAGUCUAGACAAAGCCCAUUUUGCAAUUAUGUGUCUCGCACAUCUAAGCACCACUCACACGGAAGGGACUGCUACCCUGGAGGUCAAUCACAAAGAAGUCUGCAAACAUGUGGCAGCGCCCUCUAUGCUGGCCAUAAUAAAUGGUCAAAGGUCAAAUACAUCAAGGGACCAAAAGAUCUUGAGAAGAGCAAAGCUUUUACAAGGAUUGGAAUCCAACUCAAGUUAGCAGUUAAAGAACGAGGUCCUAAUCCGGAAACAAACUCGUCUCUAGCCGCGUUGAUCUCUCUAGCCAAGUCCAAAUCCAUGCCUAAAGCUACCAUAGACAGUAUGAUCAAGAAAGCUAGCACUAGUAAACAAGGAGACUCACAACUUACAUUUGAGGUUAGAGGACCAGCCAAUUCAUCACUUCUUGUUACAGUGUUAACAGACAAUUCGAGGAGAGUAAGACAAGAGCUAACACAACUUACCAGCAAAAAUGGGGGAGUCUUUGGUGAGCAGGGCACAGCUAUGUUUGCCUUUGAGAAGAAGGGUGUUCUACGGGUUCCUUGUGACCCUGAAGAUGAGGGGUCAAUGAGUCUUGAUGAAGCAGAAGAGGUAGCGAUAGACGCUGGAGCAGAAGAAGUCUCAGAUGAAACAGAUGAAGAUGGUCAGAGUGUAUUCAUGUUCAUCUGUGAUCCUUCGGACCUUCGCUCAGUCAGAGAUGGUCUUGCUGAACGCUCUCUACCAAUCCAAUCAUCUGGCCUAGAGUACGUCCCUCAAACCACCAUAGCCUUAGAUGAUUCAGAUCUCACUGCAGUAGCAACACUCAUCGAUGCCUUUGAAAACCAUGAGGAAGUUCUCAAAGUAUUUGACAAUGUGAUCAGUAAGGACUAGAGUAUGUCCUUUAGACCACCCUAGCCCUUGAGGAUUCAGACCUGAACAUUCAUCAAUGCUUUUAAAAGUCAUGAGGGGAUUGUCAAAAGUAUUUUACAAUGUCAUCAGCAAGGAUGAGAGUGUCUCACAAGUCACCAUGUAGCCCCAGAAACAUCCUUUAUGAGGAUUGAAAUGAAGAUCUUACAAGGUAACAUAGUGAAUGUAGUGGCAUAAAAAGACGCAUCCAAAACUCAAAAGGCAUAAUAGUUGAUGGUUGUUAAUAAUAAGUGGUUU
Molecule: messenger RNA, 1524 nt
Organism: Strongylocentrotus purpuratus (purple sea urchin)
Lineage: Eukaryota; Metazoa; Echinodermata; Echinoidea; Camarodonta; Strongylocentrotidae
Gene: taco1
Product: translational activator of cytochrome c oxidase 1
Exons: 6
Coding region: 136-1251 (371 amino acids)
Cellular component (GO): mitochondrion
Source: RefSeq, a predicted model, not a curated record